CAUUUUUCUACUUUCGCUCUAUAAUCAGCACCUCCCUGUCAUUCCCAAUGGCCAUAGCCAACGCUUUCUUCACUGCCGCCUUUGCUCCGCCGCGAUCGGCAUUUCCCGACGCAGGAUCCGAUGCCGCCGAUCAGCAGUUCACGCUCUCCAAGCUCUGCUUUCCGCUUCACCGUGGAAUUUCCCGCCCUGGAACCGCUACUUUUCUCAGGAAAAAGGUUGCUGUUUCUUGUACUAUAGAUGGUGUGGAAUCAUCAAGUCUUUCACAAGCAAGGGACUCUUCUCUUGUUCCAACACCAAUCGUUCAGAUAAUUCAAGAUCCUGAAAGUGAUGCAACUGCUGUGGAACUUAGCUUUGGAGAUCGCCUUGGUGCCCUUAUUGAUACGAUGAAGUCUCUGAAUGAUUUAGGCUUGGAUGUGAAGAAAGGAUUUGUUACUACUGAGGGCACAGUGAAAAGGACUAAGUUUCUCAUUACUCGGUUAGCAACUGGGAGAAGAGUUGAAGAUCCUGAUUUGCUGGAAAGGAUUCGUUUGACCAUCAUCAACAACCUUAUCAAAUAUCAUCCGGAGUCCAGUGAACGGCUUGCAAUGGGUGAAGUUUUUGGAAUAAAAGCACCAGAAAAGAAGCCUGACGUCGAUGUUGCAACCCACAUACAUGUCAAGAACGAAGGAAAUAAGAGGAGCAUGCUAUAUGUUGAAACUGCUGAUCGAUCUGGGCUGCUGAUGGAAAUAAUCAAAAUUAUGGCUGAUAUUAAUAUUGAUGUUGAAUCAGCGGAAAUUGAUACAGAAGGUCUCAUAGCCAAAGACACAUUUUAUGUCAGUUAUAGAGGGGCAGCAUUAAACGAUUCCCUGUCUCAGGUGCUUGUAAAUUGCCUACGUUACUACCUUAGAAGGCCUGAAACGGAUGAAGACAGUUAUUAAUCAGCAGAGAGACUUGUGCAGACUAAUCAAGAAUCUUUUCUACCAAUCUCUGCAUUGGCUUGAGUCACCUCGUUCGGCCCUUAUGUGUAAACGAAAGACAGAACUCCCCUACUCUUAUGUCUGUGUGUGUAUGUGUCUAUGAAGCAUGCUGCUACUCCCCUUUUAUACUGCACAAUUACACUUCUCUAGUUCACGACUUCAUGUGAUGUUUACCAUCACUUGUACUCGCCCCUUACUAAUGAUGAUUGUGACCAGCUAUGUGUGACUGUCAAGAUAUACCACAUUGUGCACUGUUCCUACUGAUUUCUCGUGUUCUUAUUGUAAGAGGACAAAAGUGUAUUGAAUGUAGAAUGUUGUUUUCCAAGUUC
Messenger RNA from Ipomoea triloba (trilobed morning glory), 1285 nucleotides. RefSeq names its product ACT domain-containing protein ACR12. NCBI's taxonomy places the organism in Eukaryota, Viridiplantae, Streptophyta, Magnoliopsida, Solanales, Convolvulaceae. The record is from RefSeq and is a predicted model, not a curated record. The coding region runs from base 48 to 917 and encodes 289 amino acids. Gene Ontology annotation, cellular component: chloroplast stroma; chloroplast thylakoid membrane. The transcript has 10 exons.